AUGGCAAUGCAAUUACGAUCUUUUCUCUUAGGCGCGCUGCUACUAAUUGGCUUUGCAUUGACAAAUAGCAAAGCAGAUAUUAGAUCUCCACCCACGCAUUUUGACACUGCUUCUCUCAAUAGGAGCAGUUUUCCAGAAGGGUUCAUAUUUGGCGUAGGUUCUGGAUCUUACCAAUAUGAAGGUGCUGCAAACGAAGGUGGUAGAGGACCAAGCAUUUGGGAUACCUUCACCCACAAAUAUCCAGAAAAGAUUAAUGAUAGCAGUAACGGAGAUAUCGCUGUUGAUCAAUAUCACCGCUAUAAGGAAGAUGUGGGGAUUAUGAAGAAUAUGGGGUGGGAUGCUUAUAGAUUCUCUAUCUCAUGGUCAAGAUUAUUACCAAAUGGAAAGUUAAGUGGAGGAGUGAACAAGGAAGGAAUCAAAUAUUACAACAAUCUCAUCAAUGAGCUCUUACGCAAUGGUCUAACGCCAUUUGUGACACUCUUUCAUUGGGAUCUUCCCCAAACUUUAGAAGAUGAAUAUGGUGGUUUCCUAAGCCCUCAUAUCAUCAAUCAUUUUCAAGAUUACGCAGAACUUUGUUAUAAGGAAUUUGGUGAUCGAGUAAAGCAUUGGAGCACAUUGAAUGAGCCAUAUACCUUUAGUAACUUUGGUUAUGCACUCGGGUCUCAUGCGCCGGGACGAUGCUCUACUUGGCAACAACUAAACUGCACCGGGGGAGAUUCAUCUACUGAACCAUAUUUGGCCUCUCAAAAUGGAGUGAUAGGGAUAACACUGGUGUCACAUUGGUUUGAGCCCCUAUCAGAAGAAAAGAAAAUAAGAAUGCUGCAUUACGAGCUUUGGAUUUUAUGUUCGGAUGGCAAGUUUGUUGAGCCAUUGACAAGUGGUGACUAUCCUCAAAGCAUGCGAUCUCUUGUCGGAAGCCGGUUACCAAAAUUCACGAAAGAACAAUCCAAGUUGCUAAUUGGUUCAUUUGAUUUUCUUGGACUAAAUUACUAUGCUGGUUACUAUGCAAGCGAUGCACCUCAAAAUAACUCUGUAUACGCAAGCUACACAACAGAUGCUGGCAUUAAUCUUUCAUCUGAGCGUAACGGGGUCCCUAUCGGUUCAAAGGGUGCUUCGGAAUGGCUAAAUGUUUAUCCGCAAGGAAUUCAAGAUCUUUUACUCUACACAAAGAAAAAGUAUCACAAUCCAGUCAUUUACAUUACUGAAAAUGGUGUGGAUGAGUUCAAUGAUCCGAAAUUAUCACUUGCUGAAGCCCUUAAUGAUACCCAUAGAAUUGACUACUACAAUCGCCACCUUCAUUAUGUUCAAAGUUCUAUUGACAAUGGUGUCAAAGUGAAGGGAUUCUUUCCAUGGACGUUGCUAGACAACUUUGAAUGGAGUUCGGGAUAUAGUGUUCGAUUUGGUAUUACCUAUGUGGAUUACAACGAUAGGCUUAAAAGGCACCCAAAACUCUCGGCGCACUGGUUCAAAAGUUUCCUUAAGCCGUAUUGA
Prunus armeniaca (apricot) is the source of this 1491-nucleotide messenger RNA. NCBI's taxonomy places the organism in Eukaryota, Viridiplantae, Streptophyta, Magnoliopsida, Rosales, Rosaceae. The record is from the annotation of a GenBank genome assembly.